AUAAUUAUGUUAUAUUAUUUUUUAUUUAAAAGUGUUUAUUUUUUGCACUAGAAUAAUUGCAACAACACACGGGAUAACUGGAUAACCUGCUAUCGAUUUACGUAAUAUAAUAUCAUAAAUAGCGUUAUCAAAGAUAUACCUAUCCACAGACCAGAUUAUGUGGACUGAAACUCCGUAGAAAAUCGUGCAACUUGGCCUUAAUAAAUUGAUUACCUAUAUUCUUAGUUCCAUAAUAUCACUUGCACCUAUAGGUUAUAAUAUAAUAACACCUGUUACCUAUGUAUUGUCUUUUUGUAUUCAGAUAAUAUAUUUUGGUUUCUAUGUCUCGUAAGUUAAAUUUAUAAAUAUCCUUCUUAUGGGCGCAAUUUCAAUGAAAAAGUUGGGGGUGUUGAAACCCCUCUAUCCAAAUUUUUUCAUCAUGAUAACCUUAAUAGUUAUAGUCUUAUGGAUACCUGUUACUAAAUUUCUAAAUUAAUAUGAACAAAUUUGAAGUUCUAGGCCUCCCUAAAUUGCGCCUAUGACCCCCUCUCACCAUGACAUAUAAAACUCGCUUUUCUUCUCGAGUAUACGUUAGUUCUGAAAACGAUAUUAGAAUUUUAGAUAGUAUGGUUAUGGUUGUGGAAUGAGCAAUGUUAAUUACAUUUACCUACUCGUACGAUUUGUAGUUGUCAUUGCUUUCCACCUGUCACUUACUAGUUAGUAGGAAAUCAAAACUUUUUUUACCCGGUUUGUGCAUAGAUAAUUAUAAUUCCGCUAAAUUUUGAAAUUACCCUAACUGUAGAACUUGACCACAGUCGUAAAUAAAUAAGAAGGGUCUUUAAAUCGUUGAAAUAGUACCGAUACUUAUAAAAAUUUAAUAAAUCGAAUACCUAGUAUAAAUGUAUAUUAUAAUAUAAUUACGGUAAUUUAAUGUAGCAUAAGAGAUAGUACAGUUGACUGCCACCGACAGCGCUCCAUGUUGACUUUUUUUUUAAAAAAAGAACGUUCGAUCACUCCAUCCCUCCUUAUCACUGCCCGUUCCAUAACAUUACCAUUUACCAUACCGUCUAUGACCGUGGGCAUGAAUACCUACCAAGCGCCGAAACUUCAGACAUAAUAUUCAUAUUAUUAUAAUACUCUAGGUCUGUAGCUAUUAUACCUAUAACAUUAUAUUAUACCUGUUCAUAAUAUUGUGUGUUUGGAGUUGUAGUUAAAUAGAAGUGGUUUUCCGUCGAGUGGCGACAUCUACAAUGAACUAACCGGUUAUAUGCAUGCUGAUCACCCUUUCACGAUUAUAAUAUUAUUAUUAUUACUGCGUUAGUGCGUUACUGACCUACUUAACGAUUGUUUCCAUAUUGUAGACGGUUUCAGAUUUUGAUUAAUUGAAUACAAAUUAGAAAAACAUAGUUAAAUUUGAUUUUUUUUUUAUAUUUUCUUUAGUAAAUAAUUGAGUUGAUUGUUUAUCGAUUUAAUAAUAUUGUGAAGGUUAUACAGCUGUAUAUGGGUAUUUAUGUAUUGCAUUGGAGACGUCUAAUGUAUAAUCGAGAAUAAUUCAGAGUUUAAUUUUCGAACGACAAAAAUAUAAAAUUUGCGUGUGGUUAAAAUGUCAACGUAUUACAUAUUAUUUUGUGUAAUUCUGUAAUUGGUAGUCAAGUUGUACCAUUCCCAGAAAAAACUCAAAAUAUCAAGUUGAUUAUUCAAAGUUAAGUAAAACAAAAUGGAUAAGAGACUAUACAAUAUAAGCCUGUUAGGCUUAUCUUUCACGUUUCUUUUUGCGGCGUAUCAGUCAAUGGGAAAUAUCGAAAAAACUUUACUGAGAAGUGUCCAAAAUGACUAUCCUUCAUUUACUGGCGAUGGCUAUACUAGUUUGUCAAUUAGCUAUUUUGUGUUUGGGUUGGCUAAUUGGAUUUCUCCAUCAGUUGUCAAUCUUACAGGAUGUAAGAUAGCUAUGAUUAUUGGCGCAAUUUGUUACACUAUGUUUUUAGUAUCAUUUCUCUGGUUGUCUUCAUUUUUAUUGUAUCUUAUGUCUGCGGUACAAGGUAUCGGUGCUGCAAUUCUUUGGACAGCACAAGGAACAUACUUAACAUUAAACUCUGAUUCUUCUACGAUGUCUAGAAACACUGGAAUAUUUUGGACGAUAUCGAAUAUAAGUAUGCUUUUAGGAAAUGCAUUUGUGUUCUAUGCUCUUCAAGAUAAAAAUGAUUUUGAUGUAUCAACCCGAAGAUUUAUAUACACUGUGCUCAUAGCUACAAGCGUAUUUGGAACAUUAUUAUUUUUACUUUUACGAUCCCCCGUAAACCUAGAAGGAACAGUGAACGAACGAGUAGAAACAAUAAGUUUUAUUCAGCAAAUCAAAUAUACCAAGUCGCUUUUUUUAACCAAAGACAUGCGUUUAUUAAAUGUAACAUUUUUUUUUACAGGUUUACAUUUGUCUUUCUAUGCUGGUGUCUAUAGUUCAAGUAUUGGAUUUACUGAAAGAAUGGGUUCUAAUAGAAAACAGCUCGUGGGAUUAUCCGGACUAUUAAUUGGUUGCGGCGAGAUUCUAGGAGGUUUGCUAUUCGGUAUUUUUGGCCAAAAGACUUUUGACAACAACACUACCUCGAAAGGAUUAAGUCAUUCAGCAGUAAUUGCAUUAGGUUUUAUCAUAAAUAUUGUUGCAUAUGGUUUGAUAUUUAUAAAUUUACCUGACGACUCACCAUUUGGUGAUACAAUUGCCAAAUCGUUUAUUAAUCCCAACCAAAGUCUAGCCAUGUUCUGCGGCUUUCUUCUGGGUUUUGGCGAUAGUUGUAUCAAUACCCAACUUUACAAUAUAAUUGGACUAAAGUAUUCUGAAAAUAGUGCGCCACCCAUGGCAUUGUACAAUUUUGUGCAGUCGAUAGCAGCUGCUGCAAGUUUUUAUUAUAGCAAUUAUUUUGGAAUAUAUGUCCAACUAAUAUUAUUAAUGGUAUCAUUAACUAUGGGUACUUUAUCAUUCUUUAAAGUAGAAGAAUCUACUGAUAAAAGAUAUUACGAAGCAUUAUAAAAAUUGAAUGUUCGUUAAGUGAAAUUAUUUGAACCAUCACUGUACGACAAGUUAUCUACCUAUUUAAUUUCUUUCAUAAUACGUAAAGAAAUAUAUGACUUUUAUGCAUACCUAGUCUGUAAUAAAAAUACAAAUCUCAAAUUUGUCAUACCAAAGAUAUUAGUAGGUACAUAAUAUUUCAUAGAAUUAUUAUAUUUUAUUGUAUUAAAUAAAACAAAAAAUGUUUAUAAAAUACUAAAAAUAUAUAUAUACUAUUCAAUGUUGUAUGGAAAUUAAUUUAUAUUUUUGACUUAAAAUUUUAAAUUGUAUAGUACCUAUAAUAAUAGCUAGUAAUAGUAUAAUAUGUGUAGUACACCUAUUUAUUGAAAAUAAUUAGUCAUAUUUCUCUUUAUCUAAAUCAUAAGCAUUCAAUUCAUAAUAAAAGUAACUAUGUUGCCUACUUGCCUAGUCAUUAUCAGAUAAUAUUAGAUAAUAUUGAAAUAUUGAGAAACAAAAUAAUUUUGUAUAAAAUACGAGUAUAUGAUAAAUUUAAAAUUAUGUUAACAAAUUUAAGAUUAGAUUUUUAGUUAUACACUAAUAAUGUAUAUCAUUUUAUUAUUAAUGUAUAAAUAUUAUAUCAAACGUCCCGAAAAAAAAUUGUAAUCGAUGUAUUUUUAUUUAUUUACGUUAAAUGUGUUGUUUUAUAAACAACGAAACGAUUUGAAAUGCUUAACAAUUACAUUCAAUUUAUGGAAAUUGUUAAUACACAUAAAUUAUGACUGAAUGAAUAUAAUUUAAGCCUAUAUAUUUAUAGAAUAUAUUAAUCAUACAAAUAGGUUUAACAAAUUGGUUUUGUUUUAUAAUCAACAUCAACAUACCAUUUAAAAACAACCAAUUUUAAAAAGAAAAUACCUACUGUAAGUUUGAUAGUUAAAAUUAAAUAAUAAGACAUUAAAUUUUAGAUAAAUCGAUAAAAUUUGUUUUGUAUAAUUUAAUAUACUACAUUUUAUUAUACAAUUGAUUUCGUGUGAAGCGAUAAAUGCAUUUAUAUUUUAUACUGAUGUAUUUUUAAUUAUUAUUAUUUUUUGUGCUCUUCAUUAUUUAUUACAGGAACAAAACUGAUUAGAAUUUUGAUGUUGAGGGUGGUUUCUGAUAAAAAAUUAAAUCUAUUUGAUAAUCUUGGAAAUAGUUAUAGAUAAAACACUUAAACUUAGUUCAAUUUCGCAUAAGAGUUAAGCUGCUCGUUAACGAUCUUUAAAAACCAAUUACCAAGUAUACUUAUUAAUUAUUAUAUACAUAUUAUGUCGGGCGUCCGGGAAUUGGGCCACAUUUUAACUACUUGUUUUGUGUAAAAUAUUUGUUAACAUUUUUCUACCCGGAGAUUGGGCCACAAAUUAAAUCUAUAUUUUUAAAGUGUACCCGGAGAUUGGGCCAUAAAAGUAUAGCACACAAAUAUACUAUUAAUACGAAUAUAAUAUAAUGUUUAAUAACUAAUUAUUACUUUUUUAACAUAUAAAAAUACAAUUCGUCAAAUAUUUUAUUUAUUUUUUAAAUACUUCUAUACAAAUUUAACUAAUUUAGUAUACAACAAGGUCCAUAAAAUUAGUCAAAUAUGAAAUAAUUUUUAUAAAGAAUGCCAAUACUCAUUUUACAAAUAAAAUAUAAGGACCAUAAAGUUAGUCAAAAAAUAAAUAAUAUGAAAAAAUCAUUUUCUAAUAGGUACAUAAAAAUAUAAUACAAAACAUUUAGAUCCAUUAAGUCAGACGAAUAAUAAAUUAUAUUAUUUAAUAAUAAUUUUUUUCUAAUAUAAUAUUUAAAAAUAGAAUUUUUUUUUUAAAUAACAUGAUACAGAUUGUACAUAUUCAAAUCGGGUUUUUUCCCCUUCUUCAUAUUUUUUAAUUUCAUUAAGAAUAAAAUUUUGUCGAACUAAAGUUCGUUUUUUUGUUUUUAUUGUCCUAUACUUCUAAUCUUAAUAUAACUUCUGAUUGAAAUUGCAAUAAAACAUUUUAAAAAUUAUGUAUAUUAGGAUGUGACAUAUAGAAAUUAUUUUUGAAAUGUGAAUGAAAAGACUCGGCGGCAUUUGUAGUUCGAGUCAGGUUUCAUAAUCUUUGCACACUACGCGUAUGACUAUUUUUAUCUAUUUCAUUUAUGACAAUUGAUGAUAAUUCUAUAUCAUAAGAUAUUGGAUAAUUUAUUACCUUUUGAUAAGGCAUACGCAAUCUCUUCGAGUAAAGUUUCGUGUGCGCUGCAGUAUUAGGAAUUGUAUCAAUUUAUAUAAAAAGAUAUAUUAUUUUAUUACAAUUUAAAAUAUAAUAGUGGCUCAAUCACCGGGUCUGCCUAUUAUAAAUAUUAAAUUUUAGUGGCCCAAUUACCGGGCCUAUCUGUAAUAAAUAUAAAAUUUUAGUGGCCCAAUUACCGUAUACCUUUGGAAAAAAAGGCGAAUUGUGGCCCGAUUCCCGGGCGCCCAUUAUGUCAUCCUUAAUUAAAACAUUAAGUUAUUAAAAUUUAUAUAAUAGAUUUAUUACUUCAAAGUACAAUAUAAUAAUAUUUUAUAUGUUUUUAAAUUUUAAAUGUAGUUUAACCUUUUGUGAACAAUAAUAAUAUUCACAUCA
Aphis gossypii (cotton aphid) is the source of this 5592-nucleotide messenger RNA. RefSeq names its product UNC93-like protein MFSD11. The record is from RefSeq and is a predicted model, not a curated record. Bases 1697 to 3001 code for a protein of 434 amino acids. The transcript is spliced from 10 exons. Lineage: Eukaryota; Metazoa; Arthropoda; Insecta; Hemiptera; Aphididae.